Messenger RNA from Tarenaya hassleriana, 1330 nucleotides. RefSeq lists its product as uncharacterized. The coding region runs from base 255 to 1211 and encodes 318 amino acids. The transcript is spliced from 3 exons. Lineage: Eukaryota; Viridiplantae; Streptophyta; Magnoliopsida; Brassicales; Cleomaceae. The record is from RefSeq and is a predicted model, not a curated record.
AUCGGUUUUGUUUUGUUCGGUUGGCGGAUAAAUGGAGCAGCCGUAUUAGCGGCCUCUGUCUCACGGACACAACUGAAGUAAGUCCAGAGAUUGUCUCACAAUCUUGCCCACAAAUGAUUAUUGCAGGUGGUGAAGGCCCGUGAUUGGUUCUUGUGUAGUUAUUUCAUUGGAUUUGGUCAAAACCCAGUUCUUGUUAUCUAGGAUCCAGUUCUCGUGUCAUAGAAUUUCUCUCCUGGUAGAAGCUGUGCUGGAAAAUGCCUCUGGUCUGCUCUUCAUCUUUUGUAGCUCCCUGGCCGCUUAUGAAACGGUCAUGUACCCUGAAUUCAUGCUCUUCUUUUGGUCAUCUCGAUUUCACAGCUAGAUUUAGGACAAAUGCCCAGUUCUUGUUUGUGGAACUGCAUAAGCUUCCUAUGUCAGGGAAGAGUCGUAUCUUAGCAAGUCAGCAAUCCUUUACAGAGACUAGCUCGUUAUCUUUCGAUUGGGAAGAUCAAGAGGAUCUCACAGAUACAGGGUCACCGUGGGAAGGGGCGGUUGUGUACAAGAGAAACGCUUCAGUCACACACGUGGAAUAUUGCACCACAUUAGAGAGGCUGGGAUUGGGAAGGCUAUCGACUGAGAUCUCAAGGUCGAGGGCUUCUUCAAUGGGUGUACGUGUCACGAAAGUCGUUAAGGAUUUUCCUGAUGGCACACCAGUUCAAGUUUCGAUCGAUGUCAUAAGGAAGAAAAAGAAGCUGAGGCUUGAUGGAAUUGUAAGAACUGUCAUUACACUGGGCUGCAACCGGUGUGGUGAGCCAGCUGCUGAGACCGUUUUCUCCAACCUUUCACUGUUACUUAUGGAAGAACCCGUUGAAGAACCUGAGAUCAUCAAUCUGGGAUUCGCCUUCGGCAAUGAUAAAGGCCAGUCCUUUUCCGGGUUAUAUAACGAAGAAGAUGGAGACAAGGAUGAUUCAUGUAUAGAUUGGGACGAUCGGCUCCAUUUUCCAGCUGAGGUGAAUGAAAUUGAUAUCUCAAAGCACGUGAGGGACUUGGUACAUCUAGAAAUCACCAUCAAUGCUAUAUGCGAUCCCGGAUGCAAAGGGAUAUGCCUGAAAUGUGGUACGAAUCUGAACAAGAGGAAAUGCAAUUGCAGCAAAGAAGAGAAGGAAAAAGGCUACGGUCCCCUUGGAAAUUUGAGAAAGCAAAUGCAGCAGAAAGAAGGUCUGAAGAAGUAAACCCCAAGUUAGCUUUUUCUUCUUCAUCUUUUGUUUACCGUGAUACUUGUAAAACUUUGAUUCAGAAACUAAAUCUGGAAGUAACCAUUGAUAAGUUAUAUCAUUCUUCAAACGGUUUA